Messenger RNA from Nyctereutes procyonoides (raccoon dog), 2810 nucleotides. It is a transcript of the gene KATNB1, whose product is annotated as katanin regulatory subunit B1. Gene Ontology annotation, cellular component: katanin complex. Bases 571 to 2538 code for a protein of 655 amino acids. Gene Ontology annotation, molecular function: microtubule binding. The transcript is spliced from 20 exons. Gene Ontology annotation, biological process: microtubule severing; microtubule depolymerization. The record is from RefSeq and is a predicted model, not a curated record. NCBI's taxonomy places the organism in Eukaryota, Metazoa, Chordata, Mammalia, Carnivora, Canidae.
GGACGGUCGCUGAAGCGAUUGGCGCAGCCGACAACGGAGGGCUGUCUCGUAAUAGUUUCAAACGCGAACUAAGAGGGACAGAAGGAAAAGGAGAGGAAUGGGAAAACCUGAGGCGGAGGCGGGACCAAGGAAAAGACAGGCUUCGCCGGUUCAUUAGAAGCUGAGGGGCGGCUCUUGAGUUCUCCUUCCUCGGGAUUAGUCCAAUUCAGGAGCAGGGGGCGGGUACUCAGGAAGAGCGGCAGAAGCGCCUGCUUCGAUUGGCCAGGCCUGGCGGGAGGCGGAGCGCUCGCGGCGGCUGAUUGGUGCGGGAGCCCAGGGUUGAACUGACAUGGCUCGAGCCUGACAUUCCAUAAUCCGGGAUCCUGACGGGCACACACAGACUGCUGCUGUGGCUGCUGUGACCUAACACCACGAGGCUGUCCAGGGCUGAGAGACGAGGCAUUCCCUCUGCCUGGAUGUGUGAGAACUCCCUGCCAACUUGAUUGGCGGAUCUGGGGGGGAUCCACCCCCACCCCAGGAGAAGAGCAGUCUAUUUAGUGCGUGGAGCUUCAGGUGCCAGCCAACUGAAGGAUGGCCACUCCUGUCGUCACCAAGACAGCCUGGAAGUUACAGGAGAUUGUCGCCCACGCCAGCAAUGUGUCCUCGCUGGUGCUGGGCAAAGCCUCUGGGAGGCUGCUGGCUACCGGUGGAGAUGACUGCCGAGUCAACCUGUGGUCCAUCAACAAACCCAACUGCAUCAUGAGCCUGACGGGUCAUACAUCCCCAGUGGAAAGUGUCCGCCUCAACACCCCAGAGGAGCUCAUCGUGGCUGGCUCCCAGUCAGGCUCCAUCCGCGUCUGGGACCUAGAAGCUGCCAAAAUUCUUCGCACGCUUAUGGGCCACAAAGCCAACAUCUGCAGCCUGGACUUCCACCCAUAUGGCGAGUUUGUAGCCUCGGGUUCACAGGACACAAACAUCAAGCUCUGGGACAUCAGGAGGAAAGGCUGUGUCUUCCGAUACCGGGGACACAGCCAAGCUGUGCGAUGCCUCCGGUUCAGCCCUGAUGGGAAGUGGUUGGCAUCGGCUGCAGACGACCACACAGUGAAGCUCUGGGAUCUGACUGCUGGCAAGAUGAUGUCCGAGUUCCCUGGCCACACAGGGCCUGUCAAUGUGGUGGAGUUUCACCCCAAUGAGUACCUCCUGGCUUCCGGCAGCUCUGACAGGACCAUCCGGUUCUGGGAUCUGGAGAAGUUCCAGGUGGUGAGCUGCAUCGAAGGAGAACCAGGGCCUGUCAGGAGCGUCCUCUUCAACCCCGAUGGCUGCUGCCUAUACAGUGGCUGCCAGGACUCACUGCGCGUCUACGGCUGGGAGCCUGAGCGCUGCUUUGACGUCGUCCUAGUCAGCUGGGGCAAGGUGGCUGACCUGGCCGUCUGCAACGACCAGCUGAUAGGCGUGGCCUUCUCCCAGAGCAACGUCUCCUCUUAUGUGGUGGACCUGACACGGGUCACCAGGACAGGCACGGUGGCCCAGGACCCUGUGCAGGACAGCCGGCCCCUGGCACAGCAGCCGGCCCACCCCAGUGCCCCUCUUCGGCGCAUCUAUGAACGGCCCAGCACAGCCUGCAACAAGCCUCAGAGGGUGAAGCAGAAUUCAGAGAGUGAGCGCCGAAGCCCCAGCAGCGAGGACGACCGGGACGAGCGGGAGUCUCGGGCCGAGAUCCAGAACACCGAGGAAUACAACGAGAUCUUCCAGCCCAAGAACAGCAUCAGUCGGACACCACCCCGAAGAAGUGAGCCCUUCCCAGCACCCCCUGAGGAUGACAUGGCCACAGCCAAGGAGGCGGCAAAGCCCAGCCCAGCCACGGACUCGCAGUUCCCGGUGCCAAAUCUCGAGGUCCUGCUCCGGCCCCCGGCUGUCACUUCCACUCCUGUGCCCAAGGCUGAGCCUGCCAUCAUCCCAGCUACCCGGAAUGAGCCCAUCGGGCUAAAGGCGUCUGACUUUCUGCCCGCCGUGAAGAUCCCCCAGCAGGCGGAGCUGGUCGACGAGGACGCCAUGUCACAGAUCCGCAAAGGCCACGACACCAUGUGUGUGGUACUUACCAGCCGCCACAAGAACCUGGACACCGUGCGGGCUGUGUGGACCACGGGUGACAUCAAGAUGUCAGUGGACUCGGCUGUGGCCAUCAAUGACCUGUCCGUGGUCGUGGACCUCCUUAACAUUGUCAACCAGAAAGCCUCCCUGUGGAAGCUGGAUCUGUGCACCACGGUCUUGCCGCAGAUCGAGAAACUUCUGCAGAGCAAGUAUGAGAGCUAUGUCCAGACCGGCUGCACCUCCCUGAAGCUGAUCCUGCAGCGGUUUCUGCCCCUGAUCACUGACAUCCUAGCAGCACCCCCCUCUGUGGGUGUAGACAUCAGCCGGGAGGAGAGGCUACAGAAGUGCCGGCUCUGCUACAAGCAGCUCAAGAGCAUCAGUGGCCUCGUCAAGAGCAAGUCAAGUUUGAGUGGCCGUCAUGGCAGCGCUUUCCGAGAGCUGCACCUACUCAUGGCCAGUUUGGACUGAAGAGCUCUCGGCCUGGCCUCAGCCCCUAAUCCUGUCCCCUGUGCGCUCCUGGGCCCAGGAGCCUCUGCCCAGCCCCCGCUGCAGCCCUGUGCCACCCUGGAGGCGGCAGCGCUGGCCCACCAGCCACCUGCACAGCCCCCAAGCUCUCAGACAACUUCUCCCCAGCAGCGGCUGCCCAGCUUUGCCAACUCCCGCUUCUUGGGGCAGCAAAGAGCGCCCUGGGGCUGCUGCUGUAAUUUAUAAGGUCAAUUUUAUUAAAUUUGUAACUAUUC